Pan troglodytes (chimpanzee) is the source of this 2484-nucleotide messenger RNA. It is a transcript of the gene KISS1, whose product is annotated as KiSS-1 metastasis suppressor. Bases 1735 to 2151 code for a protein of 138 amino acids. The transcript is spliced from 3 exons. The record is from RefSeq and is a predicted model, not a curated record. Lineage: Eukaryota; Metazoa; Chordata; Mammalia; Primates; Hominidae. Gene Ontology annotation, biological process: G protein-coupled receptor signaling pathway; positive regulation of cytosolic calcium ion concentration. Gene Ontology annotation, molecular function: kisspeptin receptor binding.
AGGUCAGAACUUCGAGACCAGCCUGGUCAACAUGGUGAAACCCCGUCUCUACUAAAAAUACAAAAAUUAGCCGGGCGUGGUGGCAGGUGCCUGUAGUUCCAGCUACUCAAAAGGCUGAGGCAGGAGGAUCGCUUGAACCCAGGAGGCGGAGGUUGCAGUGAGCUGAGAUCGCACCACUGGAUUCCAGCCUGGGUGACAAAGCCAGACUCCAUCUCAAAAAAAAAAAAAGUUAGCGUCUUCAGCUCAUUAAGACCACCUCCUGCUUCAGGACAGGCCAACGUACACAUCAUCCCCACAGCGAAGUUUUGGUCUAUGAGGGUCAGUGCUGUCCUCAUAGGCUAUCAUUUCUGUCCUGGUGUUUAACAGCCCUAAUGGGUGUGAUAAUAAUAUGUUUGCAAUCCCCUGUUAACAGUAAGCAUCAGACAAGUGAGGGGUGCUAACCUGCAGACUGCCGGCAUGCUUCUCCAGCAUUAGGGGACGACCAGGUUGAGCUUGUGCUGGGAGAGCGUCCUGUCUGAGGGUAGAGACAUAGCCCCUGCCUUCAGAGACUCCCAGCCUGAUAGAAGAAACAGUCUCUGCCCUGGAGAGCCCCUUGUCCAAGGGUAUAGAGAGUUAUUGCAGGCUCAAGAAAGAGACAAAAGUCACUUGCGAUGCAUGCAGUUAGCAAAUAUCUAUUGAGGGCCCUCUCUGUAUGUGCCCAGCAAUGGAGUGGGUGCCAAGGGUACAGGGGGAAGGGGGCCUGUCCCUGUCCUCAAAGUGCUGUACCUGAGCAGUCACAAAAUAGUAUGGUGGUGGGUGCCACGAGACAAGAAGGUGGGGCCCCCAAGCAGGCUGUCUGGAUGUGCUGCCACCUGGAAGUCCCCUCUCUGCACCCCUGGCACUUCCCAGGUGCAUCCACCUUCUGCAGCUCCCAUUUCGUCCUCCUUGCUCAUAGCUGGUUGCUUACCUAAGGUCUCUGACCAGUCCAUAGCCUAUUCACCUCAAAACCCUGCGCUGAGGAAGCGCUCAGUGACCGAGGAAAGAAGGGAAGCAGGAAGGAAGGAAAAAGGAGAGAAUCUCUGCCACCACCACCCUGUGCCAGUCACAGGGCCCAGUCUAGGAGCCGCCUGGAGACCCACGCUGACCUGGCUUUCCCCUCAGAGCUGGGAGCAUGGGAUGUGAGGAGCCCCUGGGUCAGCCUGUGCCCUUCUCCUCCCCUCUUCCUGUCAUUUUCUACGUCUAAUUCAGACUAGGUGUGUCUGUGGCUCUUCGGAGAGGAAACAAGACAUUUCACACUGACACUUCUCCCCACCCUCCUCAGAUAGCCCAUUUCCACGUUGUUUGGGGGCAGGAUGGGUCCUCUGGGUGGGAAGAGGGUGUGGAGGAUGGAAAGAGCCGGUAAGAAGGAGAAAGUCCCGCCUCGGAGGGCUCGGGUGGGGCAGGAGGAGAGGCUGCCUCCAGUCACAGAGCCCGGAGGCAGAGGCCUCCCAAGGUGCCGUGCUCUUCAGGAGGGUCUGAGGAGGAGGGAGGGGCGGCAGAGUGGGCCUGUGCUUGGAGACGUCACCCCGGGCUUUAUAAAAGGGAUGUGAUCAGGGAGCUGGGGAGAACUCUGAGACCGGGAGCCCAGCUGCCCACCCUCUGGACAUUCACCCAGCCAGGUGGUCUCGUCACCUCAGAGGCUCCGCCAGACUCCCGCCCAGGCCAGGACUGAGGCAAGCCUCAAGGCACUUCUAGGACCUGCCUCUUCUCACCAAGAUGAACUCACUGGUUUCUUGGCAGCUACUGCUUUUCCUCUGUGCCACCCACUUUGGGGAGCCAUUAGAAGAGGUGGCCUCUGUGGGGAAUUCUAGACCCACAGGCCAGCAGCUAGAAUCCCUGGGCCUCCUGGCCCCCGGGGAGCAGAGCCUGCCGUGCACCGAGAGGAAGCCAGCUGCUACUGCCAGGCUGAGCCGUCGGGGGACCUCGCUGUCCCCGCCCCCGGAGAGCUCCGGGAGCCCCCAGCAGCCGGGCCUGUCCGCCCCCCACAGCCGCCAGAUCCCCGCACCCCAGGGCGCGGUGCUGGUGCAGCGGGAGAAGGACCUGCCGAACUACAACUGGAACUCCUUCGGCCUGCGCUUCGGCAAGCGGGAGGCGGCACCCGGGAACCACGGCAGAAGCGCUGGGCGGGGCUGAGGGCGCAGGUGCGGGGCAGUGAACUUCAGACCCUAAAGGAGUCAGAGCAUGCGGGGCGGCGGGGGGGACGUAGGGCUAAGGGAGGGGGCGCUGGAGCUUCCAACCCGAGGCAAUAAAAGAAAUGUUGCAUAACUCACUGACGUGUGGUCUGUGGCUCAUUUUUGCAAGCAGCUCUGAUGAGGCUGUUCCCCUUCCAUCCUCAUUGGAUGGUUAGCUGAUUUCAAGAGGCCUCUGGUGUCAUUAAGGUCAGUGCUUCUCACACUAGAUGUAAUGAAGGAACAGGCGGUUAGUUCUCCAAUCCAUUGCAGAUUGGUACUUAAAAAAAAAUUAAAA